ACUCCCUCUUAUCUCUUCUGGGUCAGUGAAGACUAUGGAAAGACAUUCCAGGACAUCACCGACCUCAUUAACAACACCUUCAUACAGACAGAUUUUGGCAUGGCAAUUGGUCCCGAAAAUUCAGGGAAGGUGAUACUCACAGGUGAUCUAACCGAGGGGAGAGUUACCAAAAUUUUCAGUUCGGUUGAUUUUGGCAACAGCUUUGUGACCUCUGAGCUUCCCUUCCAUCCGUUAAUGCAGAUCACAUACAACACCAGAGACAGCAACAUACUCAUGGUCAACAGCAUCAGUUAUGACUUAUGGCUGUCUGAAGAAUUUGGGGCCAGCUGGAGGAAGAUCCAUGAGACUGUGUGUCUUAUGAAAUGUGUGGGAGGUGCAGUUUAUGUGCUUUCUCCAGACGUGUAUGUGUCUGAUGAUGGGGGUUACACAUGGUUUCAGGCACUGAAAGGCCCCCAUCACUACGCCAUACUGGAUUCAGGAGGACUGCUAGUAGCGGUAGAGCACAACCCCUCACGACCCAUUUCACAGAUCAAAUUUUCCACUGAUGAAGGUCAGUGUUGGCAUGUGCAUAACUUCACCGAUGAUCCAAUGCACUUCACUGGGCUGGCAUCAGAACCUGGUGCCCGUUCCAUGAAUAUCAGCCUUUGGGGCUACAGGGAAACUGUCCUGAAUCAGUACUGGGUUUCUGUCACUGUAGAUUUCAGGCAGUUGCUCUCUAGAGUCUGUCAGGAGAAUGACUACAUCCAGUGGCUCGCUCACUCAAGCGAUAUUAGCGACCCCACUGAUGGGUGCAUGCUGGGAUACAAGGAAAGGUUUUUACGGUUACGAAAGGACUCAGUCUGCUGGAACGGGUGGGAUUUCAUUGUCACUAAGGAGCCCACGACUUGUCCCUGCACCCUCACUGACUUUCAGUGUGACUUUGGAUUCUAUCAUGCGGAAAACAGCUCUGUGUGUGUGGAGCAGCUCGAACUUAUUGGCCAUUCACUGGAGUUCUGCCUGCACGGACGCAAAGAGCAGCUCCAGACCAGCGGGUAACAAAUCACUCUCUAUUUCCA
Sinocyclocheilus grahami is the source of this 1055-nucleotide messenger RNA. Its product is annotated as sortilin-like. NCBI's taxonomy places the organism in Eukaryota, Metazoa, Chordata, Actinopteri, Cypriniformes, Cyprinidae. The record is from RefSeq and is a predicted model, not a curated record. Gene Ontology annotation, biological process: vesicle organization; Golgi to endosome transport; endocytosis. Gene Ontology annotation, molecular function: protein binding. The annotation marks the transcript as partial. The transcript has 7 exons. Gene Ontology annotation, cellular component: Golgi apparatus; membrane.